This is a messenger RNA of Platichthys flesus (European flounder), 2374 nucleotides long. It is a transcript of the gene lrrc75bb, whose product is annotated as leucine rich repeat containing 75Bb. The transcript has 4 exons. The coding region runs from base 403 to 1530 and encodes 375 amino acids. Lineage: Eukaryota; Metazoa; Chordata; Actinopteri; Pleuronectiformes; Pleuronectidae. The record is from RefSeq and is a predicted model, not a curated record.
UCUAUCUACCCAUACCAUAAGAGCAUCCUAUGUGUCAUGCUGUGAGGUUAGAUCCCACAGUCUCGGGCUGUGCAGAGAGUCGUGAUGUGAUUGGCUGAGGAGCGCUCCAGUACUGUGUGAAGCAGAGGAUGCCAGAGUGCUCAGCCAGUGCAUGGACGGAUGCAAAGAGGGGGGACGACGGCGAGACCCUCCCCACGUUAUUAUUAUGAUCAUAACUCUUAUUAUGAUUACAGUGAUGCUUUAACAGGUCGGACUGGAAACUUUUGCAGGGCCGUUUUCCUGUGGGCUGAUGCGUGUCUGCGCACCUCGCAGUAAGUUCCAGUGAGAUGUUUUGGCUGCACAGUGUGAAACCCCGUCUCUCCGCCACUUCCAGCCGCGCGUCCGCUCACAGCCAGGAGUGACAUGGGCUCCAAGCUCACCAGGCAGAGGAGCCUCGAUCUGGAGAGCAGAUGGUCCAAGAGGAGGCGACAGAGGAAUGACACGCCGGGAGAGGGGGACCGGAGUGGCGGGGGGGACUUCUUGUUCACCUCGCUGAUGCUCAGGUCCGACAAGCUGCCAGGCAUGAUGCGCAGGAGCAGCCGCAGCCCGUACGUGCGGCGCGUGGCGUGGAUCCGGGAGAUCCAGAGGCUGCUCCGGGAGCAGAGGAUGGAGCAGGCGACCGAAGUGCUCCGGCUGCUGAGGAAGGACCUUGGCCUCCAGGGGACAUCGCUCAACGACAUCUUGUAUAAGAACGCAGCCUUUCUCAACCUGGUGGACCCCAUUUCUCACGAGCUGCUGCUCAGUCUGGCUCGGGACCUGCAGUGUCCCAAAAGGGAGAAAGAAUCCCUGAAGUCGACCAACAAGAUCUGCCGCCAGCUGCUGUACCACCUGACCCCUCACUCCAAGUGGACGAGACAGAGCGUGCCCAGGAGGAAGUCUCAGGCGUGUCUGAAGACGACGCUGAAGAAGAAAGUGUCGGGCGAUGUGGUCAACCUGUCCGGCAUCCCGCUGUCCGGCCGGGACGUCCACCGCGUGGCCUUCUACCUGCAGAGCGGCAGCGACGCGGUGACGGCCGUGGACCUCAGCUUCACCGAGCUCCAGGACGAGAGCUUACGGCUGCUGCUGCCUCACCUCGGCGGCCUGCCCAAACUCACCAUACUAGCCGUCAAUGGCAACCGUCUGACGGUGGCCAUCCUGAAGGAGCUGACCGACACGGUGAAAGAUCCCAAGAAGUUCCCGUGCCUGGCCUGGAUCGACCUGGGCAACAAUGUGGAUAUCUUCACCGUGCCGCAGCCGCUGCUCGUGGCCCUGCGGCGACGCUUCGGCCUGCGCAGCAGCCUCCCCACCAUCUACGAGUACAAUGAGGCGCAGCCAUUCGGUCGCUACAACCCCAACAUGGAGACCUCGGUGGAGGAGCCCAGCCUGUGCGAGGAGGGCGAGGCGGAGGAGGACGACAGGGAGGAGGAGGUGGACAGGCUGGAGCUGCGGGCCUGGGACUUUGGUGCAGAAAACGUGUCCAAAACUGUCCCGCUGCACUUCUGUGGGAGGUGAUCGCACAGAGCCGCUUCCUUUCAGACUGACUGGUAUCCCUCUGUGUAGCCUCCUGUGUGGGCUGGUGCCAACGCGGCACAACAUGAACCCAGUUUCUGAUAAUAACUUGUUGUGUUUCCCUCCGGAUGCUCUGACGUCCAGCGAUGUGACGCAGACCGUUUGUACAAACACAUCGAUUCCACCUCCAUUUGUCCAGGAGGAGUCGGACUGAGCUGAACAGACUUUCUGUUUGUCGUCUUUUGUUUUUGCAGAAGCUUCCCAUUAUCUGUCACUGUCCACUGAAGCAGCUGGGGGUUAAGUGCCUUGCACAAGGGCAGAAUGGCAGUGGGUGUUAAAGAUUUUGGGGGGAUUAUUACUAAUUCACAUUUCUACCCGAUCCUUCUUCUCUAACCACUUUGCUCCUGCUGCCCCUUUAAUGUGAAAAGUCAGAAUAAAUCAAAGCAACUAAAAAUCCCUCACUUAAGAAAAUCAAUCAGUUCAUUUUCUGCUCAUGUUUUUUUGCUUUCGACAAACAGUGUCUGAACAUGAACCUCAAUCAGUGAGAUUAUGUUCACAUACAAAUAUUCACCUUUUCCUGUUGGUACAAAGAAUUUACUAAAGAAUUAUUUUUGAAUAUAAAUAGCAACUCAUGGUAAAUAAAUGAAGCGUCCUGAACACAUCUUAAUUUUAAAUCCAGAGCACCUCUGCCUCAGAACACGUGGAUCCUUUGAUGUCUUGGCCUGACCCAUGCAGACGACACAGACAGUGUUCGGUCGCGAGCUGCUGAGGAACCGAGCUCCGCCUCCAGCAGGUCUCAUUAGACCCGCUCAGUCGCAGAUGGCGAGCCACAUAUCUACCCCCCCCC